This is a messenger RNA of Dacryopinax primogenitus, 1539 nucleotides long. RefSeq names its product peptidase C1B bleomycin hydrolase. The transcript has 4 exons. The record is from RefSeq and is a predicted model, not a curated record. Gene Ontology annotation, cellular component: cytoplasm. Gene Ontology annotation, biological process: proteolysis; L-homocysteine catabolic process; response to toxic substance. Gene Ontology annotation, molecular function: cysteine-type aminopeptidase activity. NCBI's taxonomy places the organism in Eukaryota, Fungi, Basidiomycota, Dacrymycetes, Dacrymycetales, Dacrymycetaceae. The coding region runs from base 1 to 1539 and encodes 512 amino acids.
AUGGGAGCCUUUCAGUCUACACCUCGUACAGCGCCGGCCUCUACCUUGUCAGAGAAGGCUGUUAUUAUCCAAGAUCGUGCACCAGUGCCCACAGCAGACGAGCUGGCUGAGUCCCUCUCCGUCUCCCUUGACCUCGCCAUCCCCUCGGGAUCCGUCUCUCUUCCCUCAAUCGGAGAAUGGCAGUCGUCCCUCGAGGCUGACCAUAAGCUCUCCCUGUCCCGUACUAUCCUGAGCAAGAGCGACCCGAGCACGACACUCCUGAAGCCUGCGGCUAAGGUCACUGAUGCCCACGUGUAUAAUACACAGCUGGACUUCAAGGCUGGUCCUAUUACGAGCCAGAAUGCGAGUGGGAGGUGCUGGAUGUUUGCUACCACGAACGUACUCCGGUAUGCGAUCAUGAAGAAGUUGAACCUGGAGGACUUCCAGCUGUCGCAGAGCUAUUUCUUCUUCUACGACAAGCUCGAAAAGUCCAACUACUAUCUCGAGAACAUGCUCGAGCUAGUCGACGAGCCUCUCGAUUCGCGGCUCAUCUCUUUCCUUAACACCUCUCCGAUCGGCGACGGCGGGCAAUGGGAUAUGGCCGUGAACAUCCUGGAGAAGUACGGUGUCGUUCCACAGGCCGUGUUCCCCGAAUCGUACUCAUCUUCCAACUCGCGGGCGAUGGACACCCUCUUGACCACAAAACUGCGCGAGUACGGACUUUCCCUCCGCCGCCAGAGCGCACAGCUCCUUGCUGCCCUCACCUCCCGCGGAGUUCCUUUCGAAGCUGCCAAAGCCGCCACACACCGUGCCCUCGAGAAGACCAAGGGGGAGUACAUGAAAGAAGUCUAUACCAUCCUCAGUGUCACGCUCGGCAUCCCCCCGCAGCGGGACGAGUCCUUCAAGUGGGACUACUACGACAAGCCAGGCAAUGCCAGGGUAUUCACUGGCACGCCAAUCCAGUUCUUCAAGACGUUCGCCACGACGCCCUAUGAUCCCCUGACGGCGUUCUCGAUCGUGAACGAUCCCAGGAACUCGUAUAACGCACUGUACUCCGUCGAGCGGCUGGGGAAUGUCUGGGGUGCGAGGCCUGUGCUUUACGUGAACACAGAGAUCGAUAGGCUCAAAGGCGCUAUCGUCAGGAGCAUCAAGGCCAAUCAACCUGUGUUCUUCGGAUGUGAUGUUAGCAAGUCCUCAGACCGCGAUCUAGGAAUCAUGGAUUGCGGAAUCCACGACUACGAGAACGCGUUCAACAUCACCCUCGGUCUAAAGAAGGCUGAGCGCAUGCAGCUUGGGGAGAGCGCGAUGACCCAUGCCAUGGUCAUUACCGCUGUGCACCUUGACGAAGCAGGCAAGCCCGUGCGAUACAAGGUCGAGAACUCUUGGGGCCCUGCGGUGGGCGACAAGGGUUUCUUCGUCAUGACCGACGCAUGGUUCGACGAGUAUGUGUAUCAAGUCGUCGUCCCUAAGGCACUUGCGGAUCUGGACCUCGUCAAGAUCUUCGAGAAGGGCGAGAAGCACAUGUACCCUGCUUGGGACCCAAUGGGUGCGCUGGCGUAA